Molecule: messenger RNA, 1774 nt
Organism: Nezara viridula (southern green stink bug)
Lineage: Eukaryota; Metazoa; Arthropoda; Insecta; Hemiptera; Pentatomidae
Source: the annotation of a GenBank genome assembly
GUUAACCUGUCAAGAGAUCUUGCCCCUUUCUUAUCACAAGCCUGUUGUGUCUACUCUACUUUCUUAGUUAGUGGUUAUAGCUUUCUAACCUGAGAGCUUUUGUUUGAACCAAAUCUGUAAUUUCGUCCAAUUUAAUGAAAAUGGUUCAUCAAAAAGAAACGUUUUCUUUGUUUUCCUCUAAGCAACUUAACUGUGUUCAGGGACAAUACAAGUUUAUUUAAUAAUCUUUUUUAAAUUGGCUACAUGGCCCAUUUUAACAAGACUGAUGUAUAUUACAAAGGUAAUGGCCGUGUUAAUCCUCUUGGGGAUGACAGAUAUAUUUUAAAAGAAGUUGGAGUUCCAUAUGAUGGGGAUUUCUAUGAUGAAGCAGCAUUUUAUGUACAAAGAUCGAGCAUAAGCUGUGAAACAGAGACAAAUGGUUCAAUACAGAGUAACGUGUCACAGUUCAUAAGUAAUGUUGAAUCAAAUAUUUUUAAGACACAACUUGCUGGACAGAGAGGUGAAGAUGAGGCCGAUGUACCCUUGUUAAAUGGUGCGGAGACAUAUGGUCAAUAUCCAUCAGAGUUUCCUGUCGAUUAUUGUAAGGAGCCAAUGCCUGUUACCAAUGCUCAUGCUUGGAAGAAGUUGGUUGCUGCUACGACAAUGUGCUUAAUAUUUAUGGUUGUCGAGCUUGUCGGAGGAUACAUGGCAGGUAGUUUAGCCGUGAUGACUGACGCAGCACAUCUCUUAUCGGAUUGUGUAGGUUUCUUAGUUGGUUUGUUUGCUGUCUGGGUUUCUGGGCAACCGCCAACCCACCGAUUUACUUAUGGUUAUCAUCGAGCAGAGGUGUUGGGUGCACUACUGUCAAUCUCAGUAAUAUGGAUCUUAACCGGGAUAUUUAUAUAUCUUGCUGUAGAGCGCUUGGUCAAAUCUGAUUUUGAUAUCCAUGCCGACGCGAUGAUGGUUGUUGCAGCUAUUGGAAUUUGUAUUAAUAUAGUGAUGGGGUGUAUUCUUCACGGAAGCCAUGGUCACAGCCAUGGCAAUGGCAGCAUGCAUUUGGAGGAAAAUAUAAACGUGAGAGCUGCUGUGAUUCAUGUCCUAGGUGAUCUCAUUCAAAGUACUGGCGUUUUUAUUUCAGCUCUAGUCAUUAAAUUUUAUCCUUCCGCUAAAGUGAUCGACCCCGUUUGUACCUUCAUGUGUUGUGUCCUCGUGAUGUGUUCCACUGUGCCAGUGCUGAGGCAGAGUGUAUGGGUGCUUCUCGAAUGCACUCCUCCGCAUCUGGAAUAUUCUGAGGUUGAAAACGCCCUUUCUUCGCUCGAAGGUGUCAUUGGUGUUCAUGCUCUUCACUUGUGGGCGCUAACUCCUGGUCAAUAUGCUGCUACAGUUCAUUUAGCAGUUGGAAGUCAUGCUGACCGAGAUCGAGUCUUAGAAAGAGCUCAGACACUUCUUCACAACAAAUUCUCCCUGGCAAGAACUACCAUACAAGUGGAGAGGCAUAUCGGAGACAUUAUAGCUCAAUGACAGUAUAUUAACGACAUCAACAUAUGGCUUGUUUGAGAUCUGUUCGGCGACGAGGAGUUUCGCUAAGUGCACAAAUAUUUUAUUUGACUUCAUAAUAGAAAUAUAAUUAUCCGUAAAGAAAAGACAAAGAGACUUUAUUUAAAUAUAAUGCUCAACAAAGGGAAAUUUGUUUCAUGUUUUAUCAUAACUUCAUCAUUGUUUUAUUUACUCGUGAAUGAGUGAUUUUUGUAUUUUUGAGUUUUUAAUAAAUAAACAAUAUUUUUAUUUGUGUUAA